UGUGACCCCGAAAGAUUCAACAUACUUGGGUUGGAUAUGGCUCAAUUUGCAUAUUGUGAUAAAUCUCUCCCAUAUAACGUGAGGGCCAAGGACCUGGUGGAUCGUCUGACCUUGGUUGAGAAGGCCCAGCAAAUGACUGAUAAUAGUAGUGUAGAUAUCCCAAGGAUUGGAUUACCGCAUUACAAAUGGUGGUCCGAGGCACUACAUGGCGUGGCUGAAACUGGGGACGGCACUCACUUUGACUCGCUUGUUCCUAGUGCAACAGUUUUUCCAAAUGUUAUUCUCACCACCGCAUCCUUCAAUAAGACACUUUGGAAAACCAUCGGCCAGGCUGUUUCAACAGAAGCAAGAGCAAUGCAUAAUCUAGGACGAGCGGGUUUAACAUUUUGGAGUCCUACCAUCAAUGUAGUGAGAGAUCCUAGAUGGGGAAGAACUCUGGAGACACCGGGCGAAGAUCCCUAUGUCGUUGGAGUUUAUGCUGUUAACUAUGUAAGAGGCCUGCAAGAUAUUGAAGGACAAGAGAACACUAGUGAUCCUAAUUCCAGGCCUCUCAAAGUUUCUGCAUGCUGUAAGCAUUUUGCUGCUUAUGAUCUUGAAGAAUUUCAGGGUGUUAGGCGACUUGAAUUUGAUGCAAAGGUGACUGAACAAGAUAUGGUGGAGACUUUUAAUAGACCUUUUGAGAUGUGUGUCAAAGACGGUGAUGUUAGCAGUGUUAUGUGCUCUUUUAAUCGUGUCAAUGGCAUUCCAACUUGUGCUGAUGCGUAUCUUUUGAAAAAAUUAGUUAGAGAAGAUUGGAAUUUGCAUGGAUAUGUAGUAGCAGAUUGUGAUUCUAUCAAUGAAAUCGUGAAGAAUCAUAAAUGGCUCAAUGACACAGUGGAAGAAGCUUCGGCUCAAGUGCUAAAAGCAGGUAUGGAUUUGGAUUGCGGAAAGUCCUACCUGAAGCUUGUAGACGCAGUGAAGCAAGGGUUAGUGAAAGAGGCUGAUAUGGACAAGUCACUCAACUACCUUUAUGUGGUAUUGAUGAGGCUUGGGUGGUUUGAUGGAAUUCCGUCUUUGGCAUCACUCGGCAAAAAAGAUAUGUGUACAGAAGAAAAUGUCGAAUUGGCAGCUGAAGCAGCCAGAGAAGGCAUUGUGCUUCUUCAGAAUGAUAAUGAAACUUUGCCAUUAGACCCUGCAAAGUUUAAAUCUUUUGCCCUAAUUGGGCCACAUGCCAAUGCGACUGAUGUAAUGAAAGGAAAUUACGCAGGGUUUCCAUGCAAGUUUAUUACUCCAGUUGAGGGUUUUUCUGCAUUUGGACAAGUGACUUAUGAAUUGGGAUGUCUUGACGCGAAAUGCCCCAAUGAUACCACCAUACAAUCAGCCGUCGAUAUCGCCAAAAAUGCAGAUGCUACUUUUCUUUUUGUAGGGUUAAGUACAGCCAUAGAGGCUGAAUGGCGCGAUCGAAAAGAUCUUCUCCUUCCUGCUAAUCAAACUCUUCUAGUCAAUAAAGCUGCUGAAGCUUCAAAAGGUCCAGUUAUUCUUGUCAUCAUGGCUGCCACUGGAAUUGAUAUUUCCUUUGCUAAAACCAACCCCAAAAUCAAAUCCAUCUUAUGGGUUGGAUAUCCUGGCGAACAAGGUGGUCGUGCUAUUGCUGAAGUUGUUUUCGGAAUGCACAAUCCUGGAGGAAGGUUGCCAAUUACGUGGUACGAGAACAACUAUGUUGAUAAAUUGCCAAUGACAUCCAUGGCUUUAAGGCCAGUCGGAGACUAUCCUGGGAGAACGUACAAGUUCUUCAACGGCUCAACAGUUUACCCUUUUGGUUAUGGAUUAAGUUAUACGAGCUUCAAAUAUGAGUAUAAUUCUGCAGAUAUGUCUCUCGACAUAAAAUUGAAUAGACUUCAACAUUGUCAGGGCUUGCCUUAUAAUGAUACAAAUUACAAGCAAAAUUGCUCUUCAGUUUCGAUUGAUGAUGUAACAUGUAAUGAUGAAAUUACCUUCGAAAUCACGGUGCAAAAUGUGGGGUCUAGAGAUGGAAGUGAUGCUGUUUUGGUAUACUCUGUCCCUCCAGAAGGAAUUGUUGGAACUCCUUUUAAGCAAGUGGUUGGAUUUGAAAGGGUUUAUUUACAAGCAAAUGAGAGCGUCAAUGUCAAGUUUGUGCUUAAUGUUUGUCAAAGCUUGAACAUUGUUGAUGUCUCUGGUUAUAGACUUUUACCAUCUGGGCUGCAUAAAAUUGUAGUGGGAGAUAAUGCGAUAUCAAUUCCAGUCAAAAUUAGUUAUAGUCGAUAG
Messenger RNA from Theobroma cacao (cacao), 2265 nucleotides. RefSeq names its product beta-xylosidase/alpha-L-arabinofuranosidase 1-like. The record is from RefSeq and is a predicted model, not a curated record. Gene Ontology annotation, molecular function: alpha-L-arabinofuranosidase activity; xylan 1,4-beta-xylosidase activity. NCBI's taxonomy places the organism in Eukaryota, Viridiplantae, Streptophyta, Magnoliopsida, Malvales, Malvaceae. Gene Ontology annotation, biological process: xylan catabolic process; arabinan catabolic process.